GCAACAAAACAAAGACCUGCCACUGCAAAUUACUUUCAGGAAAAGCACUGCAACAUACCCAUUUCCACCAUUUGAAACAAUGUUGCACGAGUCACCAUCGCAACAGCCGAUGUUCACACCGACAAAAUUGCGCGGGAUGUUUCUGUUCCUCGGCGUUGUUUUUGUGUUCAAUUUGCAACCCUCGCACUCCUUCGGACUUCCUCCUCUCUCACAAAGAAAAAUCUCCAUCGCAAUCCACAAUCCGGUGGCACUGGGUGCAGUGAGAGGAGAAGGCGAAGCUUCCACCGAGACUCGACAAAAGUAUUCGACCUAUCUUUCGACGUGCAGCCCCGGGCUGAGCCACGUGCUGCAGAAGGAACUGGAAGACCUGCGGACGACGUUAGACAACCCGAACGGCAUUGUCGAUAUAGCCCAGAGCGGAAACGCCGCCGUGACGUUUUCGGCUACCAGAGAAGCAUCCCUUUCUGCCCUCUGCUGGUUGCGGUCCGCCCACCGGCUUCUCGAGUUGGUGGCGACGACCGACGAGGAGAACGACCACCGGCACAAGGACGACGUGGACCGGGGAUCCCUGCUGUACACGCGGCACGAUCUGCACGACUUUGUCAGCCAGUGUGUUGACGCCAAGGAGCUGCUGGGAGACGGCAGGGGGGGACUCCUGACAAUGUCGGUGAAGGCCAUCAUGAACAACCCGCGGCAGCUCCCCAAGGACCUUUCCCACUCCCACUACACAGCGCUGAGCAUCAAAAAUUCCCUGUGCGACGUCGUCCGGGACCUUCGCGGAGAUCGACCGGACGUGGACGUGGACAACCCCGACGUUCCCCUGGUGGCGAUCCUGAGGGGGAUGGGAAACGGCCGGUUCGACGAGGGCGCGGCCUCCGUCUCGAUCUACCGGAGCCUGCACCCGCCCGGGAGCCUCCACAAGCGGGGCUACCGUUCCGGGGGUCCCAUCCACAAGGCCGCGAUGAAGGAGUCGAUGGCCGCGGGCUUGCUCCUGGAGGCGGGAUGGAAAGAAAAGGUCGAAUCAGCCGUUGCGACGACGACGACGACGACGUCCACAGGAAGGGACGCGCAAGACCAUCCGUACAGCCUCACGAUGAUCGAUCCGAUGGCCGGAAGCGGUUCCUUUGUUCUGGAGGCCUGCAUGCUGGCCACGGACAUUGCGCCCGGCCUGAUGCGGAUCCGGUGUGGGGUUCCGAACCACUCGUCGCCCCCAGUGACCCGGUGGAAGGCCGCCGGCGGAGGCAAAGAACCGGACGUGGCCUGGAAAAAGGUCCUGCUCGACGCGACCCAGCGGGCCAAGGCGGGGAUACAGAGGAUGCGGCAGAAUCCCUCGCUGAUCCGGAUCGAAGCCAACGACAUCCAUCCCAGGGCCGUCGACAUCAUGGAGUCGUCUCUCGAGUCGGCGGGGCUCGUGAACUUUGUGAGUUUGUCUAACAUGGACUGCUACGACCUGGACGACAGAAAGAACCAAAACGGCGGUGACGACGACGACGACGACGUGGCUGCGAAUGGCGAAUGCUUUGUGGCCACAAAUCCACCGUGGUAAGUUCGAGUUUGGUUGUGUUGCUUGCGUCGUAACGAGACGCAGUGCGACGAAGACGUUUCCAUCCCAAGGCACCUCGUGCUCAUUCCUUGGCCCUCAUUAUUGUCGUUGUUGCGUUUGUGUUUGUGUUUGUGUUUGCCCUUGUCCUUGUCCUUGUCGCCAGGGGGGUGCGGCUGACCGAGGACAUUUCCGAGAGCUGGGAGGGACUCCGCCACUUUAUCCGGGACAAGUGCCCGGACGGAACGCAGGUGUACGUGCUGUCGGGCGACAAGGCCGCCACCGCCGCCCUCAAGCUGAAGCGCGACCGGAUGAUCCCGCUCCAGGCGGGGGACCAGCACCUGCGAUGGAUCCAGUACACGAUCGGACGGAAAAAAAGAGAAACCGAACGGCGGCCAAAAAGCAGUAGAAACUUCCGCGAGCCACGGGACUACCCAUCGACGCAAACCAAGAAAAACUACAACAAAAGCGUUCCGAAAGCGACAGCAGAAGAUAGCUGGGUGUAAUUGAUUAUUUCUUUUCCAACGAAAGAGCACACGGUAUCCCACUGGUGCAUUCUUGCUGGGUGUUACCCGAAUUUCAAAGGGGUCGAUGAGCGGUGGCGAUGACAACAAGAAUGCAAAUAGCCACGAGUUUUGGCAAUACUCGGCAAAUGGAUAGAAUCAAUUGCAUCGAAUCAAAACAAAUCGAAUCAACACAAAUCGGAAUGGGUGGAGCACAGCGACGGACAAGGGCUCACGCAGGCUUUCACCAGUUUCUUGGCAUUUUGAUUUCGCAAUGCACUCUAUUGCAGAGACCCGGUGAACCAGAAACGAUCGAACCGAUACCUUCAAUUACAUGGCUAACUCAAUCUCU
Pseudo-nitzschia multistriata is the source of this 2395-nucleotide messenger RNA. The record is from the annotation of a GenBank genome assembly. NCBI's taxonomy places the organism in Eukaryota, Bacillariophyta, Bacillariophyceae, Bacillariales, Bacillariaceae.